Molecule: messenger RNA, 2008 nt
Organism: Zingiber officinale
Lineage: Eukaryota; Viridiplantae; Streptophyta; Magnoliopsida; Zingiberales; Zingiberaceae
Product: protein DETOXIFICATION 48-like
Exons: 2
Coding region: 121-1752 (543 amino acids)
Biological process (GO): xenobiotic detoxification by transmembrane export across the plasma membrane
Cellular component (GO): membrane
Molecular function (GO): xenobiotic transmembrane transporter activity; antiporter activity
Source: RefSeq, a predicted model, not a curated record
UUCCUAUAUAAACGCCUUCAUGAAAAAACCAAGCUUGGCCAAGGAAAUAGGAGAAGAACAGCUAGCCAUAAGUGGAAGAUUUUGUUGGGACGACGCCACAACAUCCAUCGAUCGAUCGACAUGUGCAAUACUUCUCCUUCGUCUUUCUCCUCCUCCAAGAAGUCCCACCUCUUUGUCACUGCCAAUAAACUCAUGGAGGAUCCAUCAUCUCCUGGAGAUCUCCAAAGAUGGCCUACUCCUCCUGAAGUGGUGGAGGAAAUUCGAGCUAUAGGGAGGAUUUCCGUACCUUCGGCCUUGACGGGCCUCAUAAUCUACUCUCGUGCCAUGAUCUCGAUGCUGUUCCUGGGUUACCUCGGGGAGUUGGAGCUCGCCGGCGGCUCUCUCUCGAUUGGGUUGGCCAACAUCACCGGAUACUCGGUGCUAGCGGGGCUGGCCAUGGGCAUGGAUCCUAUCUGCGGGCAGGCUUUCGGCGCCAAGCAGCGGAAGCUGCUGGGACUGACCCUGCAGCGCACUGUUCUGCUCCUCCUCUCCACCUCCGUCCCCAUCGCCUUCUUCUGGCUCAACAUGAAGCGCAUCCUGCUGCGCUGCGGCCAGGACGAGGAGAUCGCCUCGGCGGCGCAGGUUUUCGUCGUCUUCGCCAUUCCUGAUCUGUUCCUCCUGUCGUUCCUCCACCCCAUCCGCGUCUACCUCCGAUCGCAGAGCAUUACUCUUCCGGUCACCUAUUGCUCCUUCGCCUCCGUGGCGCUCCACGUGCCGCUGAACUAUUUGCUAGUGGUGCGAUGGAAGAUGGGCAUCGCCGGCGUGGCGCUGGCGAUGGUGUGGACCAAUUUUAAUCUGCUGCUCUGCUUAAUUCUGUUUAUACUCGUCUCCGGCGUAUACAGGGAUUCGUGGGUCAGUCCCAGCGUUGAUUGUUUGAGGGGUUGGUCGGAGCUGUUGAAGCUGGCCGUGCCCACCUGCGUCUCCGUCUGCCUCGAGUGGUGGUGGUACGAGCUGAUGAUCAUGAUGUGCGGCCUGCUAGCGAACCCCCGCGCCACCGUGGCCGCCAUGGGGAUACUCAUCCAGACCACCUCGCUGGUCUACGUCUUCCCCUCGGCGCUGAGCUUCGGCGUGUCCACCCGGGUGGGGAACCAGCUGGGCGCCAACCGCCCUGAGAGGGCGCGCAACGCCACCGCCGUCGGGCUGGCCGCCGCCGCCCUGCUCGGCCUCGCCUCCAUGGCCUUCACCACCUCGGUGCGACACCGGUGGGGGCGGCUGUUCACCGACGACCCGGACAUCCUGGAGCUCACCGCCGUGGCGCUGCCCAUCGCGGGGCUCUGUGAGCUCGGAAACUGCCCGCAGACGACCGGCUGCGGAGCGUUGCGCGGGAGUGGCCGCCCGGGCACCGGCGCCAACAUCAACCUGGGCUCGUUCUACCUGGUGGGCACGCCGGUGGCCGUGUUGAUGGGCUUCAUGGCCGACGUGGGUUUCCCCGGACUCUGGCUGGGGCUGCUGGCGGCGCAGGCCUCUUGCGCCGCCCUCAUGGGCUACGUCAUCUUCAAGACGGACUGGGAGGUGGAGGCAGAGAGAGCCCGAGCCCUGACGAAAGCUGCUGCUCCUCCCGAUUCCAACACCACCAUCUCGUCUCUCCCCACCACAAAUCCUGCUUCCUCCCCCGACGACAUCAAGCAACAGAGCAAAGCAGCAACAUUGGAGGAAGUCGUUUGCGUCAAAGGCACUGCAGAAACAGAUCCACUCAUUGAUCGAGUGGAGUGAUCUCAUCACAGCGCAUCGAUCACUGUGAAUAUUUUUGGAUACGGAGAAGAUCGUUCGAUCUUCCGCAUCAGCUACGUACUACUGAAUUGUUUCAUCAACCUUUAAUGGUUUCUCCUGCGAGAUUCCAAUUUACUCACACUCCCAUCUGCUGCGUGUACGGAUUGAGACUAUGUAUACGUGAAUGUAUUAAUUAUUGUAUCCUCUGCUUCUUCAGAGGAGCCCUCUAAUCAAAAAUUUUCUGAGAGUUGACUUAUUA